This is a messenger RNA of Pneumocystis murina B123, 177 nucleotides long. RefSeq lists its product as hypothetical. The coding region runs from base 1 to 177 and encodes 58 amino acids. NCBI's taxonomy places the organism in Eukaryota, Fungi, Ascomycota, Pneumocystomycetes, Pneumocystales, Pneumocystaceae. The transcript is spliced from 4 exons. The record is from RefSeq and is a predicted model, not a curated record. Gene Ontology annotation, cellular component: mitochondrial inner membrane.
AUGAAAGGCACAAAUGGGAUUCAUUUUCAUCCGCCACCCAAAAGUUAUAUUGUUAUUUCUCAGUUAUUAGGUGCUUCUAUGUGGUUUUUUAUGCUUUAUAGAAUGAAGAAAGAUGGACCAAUUAUUUUAGGUCUUAAAAAUCCGUGGGAAAACCAUGAAUCAGAAGAAAAGCAUUAA